AUGUACCACACAGUGGGUACUGAUGUCAAGAAUGAUAUCGUUUUCUUGAAGCCAAGCACUGGUGAUGGUCAAGACUUGUCAUAUAGCUUCGAUGUUACCAUUGACAGAAAGGUUCUGGUCGUUUAUGCAUUCGGCGAUACUGGAAAGCCUCGGCUGUACGCAACAACUCUCGAUCAGCCACUCUCUGAACCUAGGAAGUGGAUUUCAAUCUCACCUGAUUUCGAACUCGAAUUUGAUUAUUUGACCAAUGUUGGAAACGAUUACUAUUUCCUUGCAAGAUAUGAUAAUGAAAGCAACCAAGUCAUCAAGUACAAGCUCGACUUCUCAAAAGCACGUCAUGUCAAUCAACUUAGUGAUCUCAAGGACAAAGCUGAACUUGAACCAACGGUGAUUCCGGAAGACAAAAAUGCAUUGAUUGAUAUUUAUACGAUUUUCGAUUAUGACAAGAUGAUGCUUUGUUAUACGGAAGAUGCACAGCGGAAAUGCUUCAUUUACGAAUUGCAAACCGGUAAACGAGUACAAUCUAUCUUGGCGAACCAAAUGGGAAGUUCAAGCUCACUUGCAUCGCUUACAACAGGAACGGAAAUCUUCUUUUGGUCAUGGGCAUACAAUACACCCGGUCAAUUGUACUACAUCAAAUGGAACAAGGAUCAAGGACAUGCAACUUCUGAGCUCGUACACGAAGCCAAGCUACAAUCAAUUGAUGCAAAAGAAUUCACUGUUGAUUUGAAUUGGGCUGUAUCAAAAGACUCUACAAAAGUACCUUUCUACCUUUUCCAUCGAAAGGGUAUCACAUUUGAUGGAACACGUCCAGUGAUCCUCAACUUUUAUGGAGCUUAUCGUAUCAUCUGGCUGCCAUAUUAUUCUCCCACGUUUAUGUCUUGGGUGCGUGAUUAUGAUGCAAUCUUUGCUUUUGCCUAUCCUCGCGGAGGUGGUGAAGUUAAGGCUGAACAAUGGCAUUUGGCCGGUACAAAGGCGAACAAGCAAAAGACAAUUGAUGACAUCAAUGCAGUCAUUGAAUAUCUGAUCAAUAACAAAAUUGCUGCUAAAGGCAAAUUAAUCAUCUAUGGACAAUUUGCCGGUUCAACAAGUGCAAUGGCUUUGGUCAAUCAAGCACAAGAGGGUAAUAUUGGGGUUGUGACACUACAAAAUGGAAUGUUUGACUUUUUGCGUUUCCCUGAUUCACCAGCUAAUCUUAUCAGCAAGCUUGACGAGUACGGUGACCCAAGAAAACCAGAAGACUUUGACUGGUUACGUAAAUUAUCACCAUUACAUAAUGUUGAUCAAAAGAAAGAAUAUCCGGCCAUUUUGUUCUUACCUGGAGACGAUGUUGAUUCACAAUGGCAUGGUAGGAAAAUGGUCGCUACACUUCAACAUGAUCUGGCAAACAAUCCAAAUCCGUUCUUUUAUAGCACGUACGAUUCGAAGCUGUCAGAUGAAGAGAAUUUGAACAAUGACCCGGUAUACUCAAUCGCUUUCGCUGCUUAUGUUCUUGGCUUACAGCGUGUCACGCAUUGA
Messenger RNA from Meira miltonrushii, 1518 nucleotides. Its product is annotated as alpha/beta-hydrolase. The coding region runs from base 1 to 1518 and encodes 505 amino acids. Gene Ontology annotation, molecular function: oligopeptidase activity; serine-type endopeptidase activity. Gene Ontology annotation, biological process: proteolysis. The transcript has a single exon. Gene Ontology annotation, cellular component: cytosol. The record is from RefSeq and is a predicted model, not a curated record. NCBI's taxonomy places the organism in Eukaryota, Fungi, Basidiomycota, Exobasidiomycetes, Exobasidiales, Brachybasidiaceae.